GUAUGUUGAUAUAUACGGUAGCAAGAAGUAUUGAGGACUACAAGGAUUAGCGAUAUUGUUGCAUCGUCGUAUUUUUUCUUAAAGGAAAAAUAGGGUGUAGAGAAACAGGUUGACAUUUACAAAACAUGGAAUCCAAAUCUACGGGAAUCGUUCGACAUUCUCAAGGGGAAUUUGACAUUGUAAAGAUUUACAAAAAAUUCUUGGAAGAUGAUCCUGAGAUUACCAUGCCCGUAGCUGCCAUCGAGGCUCUUGUACAGUUAUUGUCACGUUCUCAAGCUAAGACAAUUUCAGAGUUUAUGGAUAUUCUGCAAAGUGGAUCCAAUGCUUUGAAGAACGGCGUAGAAAACAAUAUAUCAUUGUCUGCUGGAUGCGAUAUUUUUCAGCGUUUCGUUACUCGUUCUUUACACGAUGUUGGGGAUUUCGAGCAAUGUAAACGUCACUUAGUGGAAAACGGUAAGCUGUUUAUUCAACGUGCUCGUGCUUGUCGUCAAACCAUUGCAAACUUAGGUUAUCCUUUAAUUCGUGAUGGAAAUGUUAUUUUGACUCAUGGUUUUUCUCGUGGUGUAGCAGCCAUCCUUUUAGCUGCUGCUAAGCGUCAUGUACGUUUCAAAGUGUUUGUAACCGAAUCUCGACCCAGUGGUUCUGGUUGUCUCAUGGCGGAUACACUCCGUAAAGCUUGUAUUCCCACUUGCAUGGUCCUUGACUCAGCUGUGAGUUUUACCAUGAAUCGCGUUGAUUUAGUACUCGUGGGCGCUGAAGGCGUGGUAGAAAACGGUGGAUUAAUUAAUCAGAUUGGUACCUUCCAGCUCGCAGUAUUCGCUAAGCAUGCUCACAAGCCAUUUUACGCAGUUGCUGAAAGUCAUAAGUUUGUCCGAAUGUUUCCACUUUCUCAAUACGAUAUUCCUUUUAGUCAACCGAUCCUCGAGUUUGACGAUCCCUCUCCCGAAACUCUUGGUCCCAUUCGAGAUAUCGUGCCCACACCAUCCGAUGCUAUUCACAAUGAAUUAAUUAUGAACGAAGAGCAAAUUAGAAAUAAUCCCACUUUGGAUGUCACUCCUCCAGAAUUUGUUUCAGGAUUAAUCACCGAUCUUGGAAUCAUAGACUCCAAGAGCGGUGUUAGUGAAGAACUCAUUAAGUUGUACCUAUAAAGAUAAGGAAAAAAAAUUCCACAUCUCAUGUUUAAUAAUCUGUUGGGUUCUUUUUGGAUAGAUAAUGGUCUUCAAAAUAUUGUUGGAAAUGUUAUACCUUUUGUAAAGCGAUAUACCUUAAAAAAGCAUGCUGAAAAGAAAAGGAAGACAGUUUUUGUUCUUGCUUCUUUUUUUUUUUUUUUUUUUGUGGAACGUGUAUGUAGAUAAUUCAUGCCAAUUUUGUUCUACAAUGGAACAUGUCUGAUGUAUACGAUGAAUAAAAUUUAGUAAAUCUAUAGCUAAAA
Messenger RNA from Schizosaccharomyces octosporus yFS286, 1432 nucleotides. RefSeq names its product translation initiation factor eIF2B alpha subunit. NCBI's taxonomy places the organism in Eukaryota, Fungi, Ascomycota, Schizosaccharomycetes, Schizosaccharomycetales, Schizosaccharomycetaceae. The transcript has 4 exons. Gene Ontology annotation, cellular component: eukaryotic translation initiation factor 2B complex. Gene Ontology annotation, biological process: translational initiation. The coding region runs from base 126 to 1148 and encodes 340 amino acids. Gene Ontology annotation, molecular function: guanyl-nucleotide exchange factor activity; translation initiation factor activity. The record is from RefSeq and is a predicted model, not a curated record.